This is a messenger RNA of Danio aesculapii, 1778 nucleotides long. It is a transcript of the gene foxf2b, whose product is annotated as forkhead box F2b. The transcript has 2 exons. Gene Ontology annotation, cellular component: nucleus. The coding region runs from base 379 to 1506 and encodes 375 amino acids. Lineage: Eukaryota; Metazoa; Chordata; Actinopteri; Cypriniformes; Danionidae. Gene Ontology annotation, biological process: animal organ morphogenesis; regulation of transcription by RNA polymerase II. Gene Ontology annotation, molecular function: DNA-binding transcription factor activity, RNA polymerase II-specific; RNA polymerase II cis-regulatory region sequence-specific DNA binding. The record is from RefSeq and is a predicted model, not a curated record.
UUGAGGAGCUGCACGGACUCAGUCUUUCCAUUUCGUUCUCAAAAAGGGAUUACAGCCGCCCGGAUCAGCACGAAACUUGUAGCAGAAAAAGAACCCUAGCAAAACGUUGAUAACGACCACGAAAACGCAUAGCCUAUUACUCGGAAAUUUCCUCUCACAAACAGGAGGGUUUUGGCCACACCACUUAUGUACGCUAAACAGAAGACGGCCACAUUUAUGUCGGAUGCGUGAUGCUUGAAUUAUUACAGGUUUUCAGCUGAAGCGUGGCGUUUAUUGUCGGUUGUUUUUGAAGGUCGUUAGUUAACGAUCGAUCCUUUGGGUUUUGCUUUACUUUUUUCCUCUGUCAACGAGCUGUGUUCGUACGUCACAGCUGGACCGAUGACGACUGAAAGCUCUCACGGACCCCUGCAGUCGGCGCCCCCGACAAGGACCAGUCCGGCGACCACCGCGCUACAUCCAGGACUGAUGAACUCGACAGGUAACUUGGAGGAGCAUGGCGCAGUGUCAAAGAGUAAAAAGACCAACUCAGGUCUGCGACGCCCGGAGAAACCGCCCUACUCUUACAUUGCUCUCAUUGUGAUGGCAAUUCAGAGCGCACCAACCAAGAGAUUGACACUUAGUGAGAUUUACCAGUUUUUACAAACACGCUUCCCGUUUUUCCGAGGUUCUUAUCAGGGCUGGAAAAACUCUGUUCGGCACAACCUGUCUCUGAACGAGUGCUUCAUUAAACUACCAAAAGGUCUUGGGCGACCGGGUAAAGGACACUACUGGACCAUAGACCCAACCAGUGAGUUUAUGUUCGAGGAAGGGUCGUUUCGGCGAAGACCCCGGGGAUUUAGGAGAAAAUGCCAGGCUAUGAAACCAAUGUACAGAAUGAUGAACGGCCUAGGGUUCGGUUCCGCCAUUUUACCUCAGAGCUUCGACUAUCAAUCGCCUACCGGUGCACUUGCGUGCCAUAGCAAUGGCUAUAACUUGGACCUGUCUGGCAGUGGUUAUGAGUCAAUAAGCAGUGGUCAUCACGGCCACAUGUCCCCAAGCUCUAGACACGGCUAUAUGUCUAGCUGCCCAAUGCCCGGGAACGGAGACUAUGGUGCGGAGAGCAACACCAGCCCAGUCCCGUCCUCUCCUGCAGUGGCAGGCGCGCUUGAAGGCCACUCGCCGUAUUCAGAGAGCACAGCACUGUGGGCUUCUUCAAACUCUCCAUACCUAAAACAGCCGAAUACCGUCACGAGCAAUUCACAGCCGACAGGCCAGCAUCCCGGCAUAUUCACCUACUCUCUGGAGCAGGGUUACAUACAACAAAGCGCAAGAGACAACGCAGACAUGUCAGUGGGUUUAUCGCGCUAUCCGACACAUUCUUCCCCAGUCGGAGAACGGAAGGACUUCAUGUUGAAUUUUAACGGGAUUACCUCCUUCCACCCGUCUGCAGGCGGAUAUUAUCAUCACCACCAUCACCAUCAUCACCAUCAGAGUAUGCACCAAGACGUCAAACCUUGCGUGAUGUAGUCCGCCAGCUGCGGAGAACGUUGCACAAAGAAAAGCACUUAUACUGGGUACCCGUGAGGUAUAUAGACCAUUAAUGAAGGAUUAAUGACUCACAAAAGUUUUGGAAACGCAUAACCAGCGACAUAAUUGACCUCAUCGCACCCAAUGCAUUAGAAAGGGUUACACUCAUAAAGUCAUGGACUGGUCUUUUAUGCCUUGUUUUUACUUUUCAAUAGACGUUGAAUUUAAGCACAUUCAAGUAUAUUCCAUUUAAUCUGUACAGUGCAAUGUGA